Molecule: messenger RNA, 793 nt
Organism: Astrephomene gubernaculifera
Lineage: Eukaryota; Viridiplantae; Chlorophyta; Chlorophyceae; Chlamydomonadales; Astrephomenaceae
Source: the annotation of a GenBank genome assembly
UCUCCAGUGGAGGUUCUCUUUCCUCGGGGGGUGCGCCACAAUGGGUAUCUCUCGCGAUUCGCUGCACAAGCGGCGCGCCACGGGCGGCCGCAAGAAGCACUGGCGCAAGAAGAAGAAGUAUGAGAUGGGCCGUGUGCCAGCUAACACGAAGCUCAGCAGCAACGUUGCUGUCCGGACGGUGCGCGUGCGUGGUGGCCACACCAAGUUCCGUGCUCUGCGCCUGGACACCGGCAACUUCUCCUGGGGCUCUGAGGCUGUGACCCGCAAGGUUCGCAUCCUGGACGUCGUCUACAACGCGUCCAACAACGAGCUGGUCCGCACCCAGACCCUGGUGAAGAACGCCAUCGUCCAGGUGGAUGCCGCGCCCUUCAAGCAGUGGUACCAGAAGCACUACAACGUGGAGCUGGGCGCCAAGAACCAGCCCGACGUUGUCCCCAAGCCGGAGGAGAUCCAGGGCUCCAACCACGUCAAGCGGAAGAUCAAGGAGCGCCUCCAGAAGCGCAAGCUGGACGCCCACCUGGCUGAGCAGUUCGCGACCGGCAGGCUGUUCGCCUGCAUCGCGUCCCGCCCCGGCCAGUGCGGCCGCUGCGACGGCUACGUCCUUGAGGGCAAGGAGCUUGAGUUCUACCUCAAGAAGAUGCAGAAGAAGAAGUCGAAGGCCGCUUAAAUGCGUGUCCUCGAUUGGACGGAGGUGUAACAGACCUGGCUAAUCUCCUAUCUGUGUCGGUUUAUCUCGCAUCCACUUCUGCACAUCUCUACACGCACCCAGCCUUGAUUAUGGGUUAAAAACCCC